GUGUCAUUAGAGAACCUUACAGAUUUCACCCCACUUCGAAUCGGCCUGGUUGUCAAACACAUAGUAAAGAAAAAGAAGAAGAAGAAAGUCACAAUGCUUUGAUUAAGUUAGGUCAUAGAGUUCCUCUUUGGUUAGGUUAUGGUUAUGUUAGGUUAGUGUUUGUUGAUUACGUGUUGAAUGAUUGAUAAUCAUGGACUUAUAAAUAAUUAUAAGUCUAUGAUGACGAUUGCUGUUUAGAGAUUAUGAAACAAGACAAUGUGAAAUAGUUAUUCCAUGAUUUCUGUGUGAAAUGUGAAGGGCUGAGUUGUUUUAGAAUUUCGAUCUAACAAUGAUUGCUCGGUUACGGCUUCUUGGAAUUGAACGAGGAAUGAAUUAUUGAAGACACCAGAGACAGGGAAGUCUCUGAAGACAGUUUCUGAAGAUCAUAAAACUCGAAGUCUUGAUGAAAAAUGUAACAAAUAUCGGAGCUCGACUGGACAGUAUGAAAGUGGACCAGUUCUGUCUUUCCAACAUUCAGGAGCAAGUUGUUGUCAGCACACCACAUUUCCACGUUCUUAACUGUAUUUUCUAAUGAAAAUACAUCAAUUCAAGAAAAGAAACACCUCGGGGAGUUGCUGCAUAAAAAAUGGAAGAAUAUACGAGACAGAUACUGCAGAGAUCUUUUGAAUCAACGAGGAAAGUCUGGAGAUGGUGCCAAAAAAAAGCACCUUAUGUAUACUCGAAGCAAUUGAGGUUUCUUAAAGACACAGUUACACCAAAAGAAACCACUGAUACUUUAAAAGAAUUGAACAUUGAAUCAGGGGGUAGUACAGUAGUCGAAGAGCGCACCACUCCGUCAACUGCAACACCCACCUCUACGAAACGAUUGAUAGGAAAAAAAAGAUCUAAUCUCAUAGAAGAAAAACUACUAUGCUCUCUGAAAACCUAUGAGAAAAGGAUGAGUUCUGAUUGCCAUGAUAAUGACGACAACAGACAGUUUUUGCUAUCUUUGGUACCUACUCUUGCUUCUCUCCCAAAAUUAUCAAAUACUAAAUGCAGAAUAGAAAUUCUGCAAGUUAUGAGUAAAUACGAAUCUUGCGCUGCACAACAAACUCAUCAACAGCCAGGUUACAUUCCGCAUCAUAUUCAACAACAACCAUGUUACAUUCCACAAAUCCAACAACACCCAAGUUACAAUUCACAACAGUUUCAGCAGCAGCAAGGGUACACUCCAUAUACUCAUCAAAACCAAAUGUUUCAAAAUCAACAACAACCUAUUCAUUCUGCGGAUCUACAACGAAUUAAUCACAAGCGAUCUCUGGCAGAACAGCAAGAACAAAGUUGGAAUCCGGAAGCGAGUAAUGCGGCAGCGGACACAGUUCAAUCUUAUCUCAGCAUUUCUCUGGAGAUGAUGAUUCUCAAUUCAGCAUUUUUCAGUUUAUUACCUCGCAUCUGAAAUAAUUUUUUUCCAUGUUCUCAAAUGUUUGUUUACAUUCCAAAUCUCCUUGAAAUUUUGUAUACAUUUACAUUUCUCAAGCAAAAAGAGAUUUGUAAAUUUCCUUUAUUUUUUUAAACUUUGUAUUGACCUCAUUGUAACUUUGAAAUUGAAAUGAAUAUUCAUAAAUCAAGAUAGAAAGUAUUCGCUUCACCUUUUCCAAUUAGAGUAUCAAUUUUCGCCAUAUGUAGAAUCUGUGUUCUCCACAAAAAUAUUUCGUGAAAAAGAGAG
Molecule: messenger RNA, 1705 nt
Organism: Coccinella septempunctata (seven-spotted ladybird)
Lineage: Eukaryota; Metazoa; Arthropoda; Insecta; Coleoptera; Coccinellidae
Exons: 4
Coding region: 626-1435 (269 amino acids)
Molecular function (GO): DNA binding
Source: RefSeq, a predicted model, not a curated record